This is a messenger RNA of Brassicogethes aeneus, 1389 nucleotides long. Lineage: Eukaryota; Metazoa; Arthropoda; Insecta; Coleoptera; Nitidulidae. The record is from the annotation of a GenBank genome assembly.
AUAAUUUACUUUGAAACGACCGAUUUCGAAACCGAGUCCAUUUAUGGAACUCGAAUUGUUAUUUUUCCAAUAAAGUGACUUAAUUGAUGUAAUAGUUAAUUCAAUAAAAAACUAUGUUAAGCAUGUACAAAGUGUUUGUGAUCGGUUUUUUUGCUGUCUGUUCUGGAAAUAAUUUUUCUGGCAACAGAAAUAAUGUGUGCAGAACAUUUAAGGACUAUGCCACUAUAUCGACUAAUCCUAACUGUUUUUACAAUCCUGACGUUGGAGCACAUCCAUCUAUAAUAGCACAGAGAUAUGGCUAUCCAUUUGAAAAAUACAAAGUUGUGAGUAAAGAUGGGUAUAUAACAAGUAUGUACAGAAUACCAAAUAACAAUAAGGAUUUAAGUAAAAAAAGGAUACCUGUGAUAUUACAACAUGGAAUAGCAAUCACAUCUGCAGCCUGGAUGCUUAAUGGAAAAAAAUCUAUAGCAUUUUACUUAUCAGACCAGGGAUUUGAUGUUUGGUUGCCAAAUGGCAGAGGAACUGAAUUUUCUACAGAACAUGUUAACUUAACCACACAAAGUCCAAAGUACUGGGAUUUUAGUUUCCACGAAAUGGGUAUCUAUGACUUACCGGCAAUAAUAGACUUUGUAGCACAAAAUACAGGACAAAAAGGCAAUAUUAUAUACAUAGGACAUUCUAUGGGUACAACUAUGUCUUUUGUGUACGCUUCACUACUGCCUGAUCACGCCAAAGAAAACUUAAAGGGUAUAAUUUCUUUGGCUCCAAUAGCAUACCUUAGGAACAUAAGAAGUGUGGUUAAGUUUGCUGUACCCUUUGCGGAUAUUAUUGGCAAUCUAUUGGAAAACUUGGGCAUACAUUCAGUAGGAAACGUUUAUUCCUUAUCCAGGCAACUUGUGUCAUCUGCCUGUAUUAUGUACCCUCUGAUAAUCCCUUGUGAAAUAUCAAAUAUUUUUUUGACAGGACUAUCAUUCGGACAAGUAUCACCGGAGACGAUUCCUGUUAUUUUAAGCCACUACCCCACAGGCACUUCAAUAAAAACUUUAAAGCACUUUGCGCAACUUUAUAAUUCGCAUGGAAAAUUUAGGUUGUUUAAUUAUCAACGGCAAGAAAAUUUAAAUCAUUACAAUAGCGAACUUCCUCCCGAUUAUCCUGUUGAGCAAAUCAAGGUGCCAGUAACGCUUUUCGUGGGACGAAGCGAUUUUUUAUCGAGUGUAGAUGAUGUUCAAGUUUUAUUUAAUCGACUUCGAGGUCCCAAAAGUAUGCAAGUAAUGAACGAAAAUGGAAAAUACGAAUAUGCUCAUAAUGACUACGUUAUAGGUCGACAAACUACUUUAUUCAGAAAGGAUUUGCUAAAUACGUUAAGAAAUCUCUAAGUUUGAAUAACAA